Messenger RNA from Acanthosepion pharaonis, 573 nucleotides. NCBI's taxonomy places the organism in Eukaryota, Metazoa, Mollusca, Cephalopoda, Sepiida, Sepiidae. The record is from the annotation of a GenBank genome assembly.
AUGAAAAGCUCGAAAAAGGUGUACUUUGCAAUAUCAGAGGCCUUCUUCUUCUUCUUCUUCUUCUUCUUCUUCUUCUUUAUCAUUCCUUUCUUGUCACACUCUCUCAGUUUUUCUUUAUCUUUUUUAUUUUUCUCCAAUUUCAUUAGCCAGUCUAUCACAGUUUUGACCGUGGGCCUCUCGAAGUGUGCAAUUUGGCAGAGACUAUACGAAGAUAAAAUCUUUGCGAAUUGCAUUCGCUUUUUAUGCAUUUUCCCAAUUUCACUCCUUCUCUCCCACUCUCUUUUAUUUCUUCUAUUUCGAUUCCUCUUUCUCUCUUUUUCAUUCUCGUUUGAUAACCUCUUUCCUUCUUUUUUCCAUCUUUCUUUCUUUACCUUUUACUCUAUUUCCAAUUCUAUUCCAGCCUCUGCUGUCCUACUCUCUUUAUCCGCAUGUCGCUCUUUCUCAUUCGCUUUCUGUUUGUAUUGCCUCCCUAACUUCGCCUCUCUCUUUUCAUUCAAUUUUACCUCACAUUACACAUCUAAAUCUCCUUUUAUCUAUCUCUGUCUAUCUAUCUAUCUAUCUAUCUAUCUCUAG